AUGGAGAUAACACUUUCCCUUUCUUCAUCUUCAGUUAUUCCAACUAGGCUACCAAUCUCUUCAUCCUAUUCCAAUUUAUCCUUCUUAGCUUCCAACUCCAACACUUCCUCAUUUCUCUUGAAGAAAGCCAGAAUCAAAACCAGAACAACAAAGCGUUUCACCUGCAAUGCCUUCUUCGGUCUAGGCGUGCCUGAGCUUGUUGUUAUUGCAGGAGUCGCUGCUCUUGUUUUCGGUCCCAAGAAAUUGCCCGAAGUCGGUCGCAGCAUCGGUCAAACUGUCAAAAGCUUUCAACAGGCAGCAAAGGAAUUUGAGACAGAGCUAAAAAAGGAACCAAAUUCCACAGAAGAAAUCUCUGUUGCGAGUGAGCAAGAGAAGCAAGACAUUAAGGUUUCUAGUACAAAGGAUAAUGUAUGA
Lathyrus sativus (Indian pea) is the source of this 414-nucleotide messenger RNA. The record is from the annotation of a GenBank genome assembly. Lineage: Eukaryota; Viridiplantae; Streptophyta; Magnoliopsida; Fabales; Fabaceae.